GUUGCCGACUCACACUCAGUCGUCUAGCAAUCGGUGCUAGCUGUCAUGGCGGCGCGCUGAGUUUUUGAACGUUGUGUUUUCGUUUUAAGCUUGAGCAGAAGUAUCGACCUCGUUCGAACCUGUGAUCUCUCGCCAGUGAGCUGCUACGGCUGCCAGACAAACUUAAGCUUCAAUGUCUCUAGCAGACGAACUAUUGGCCGAUCUCGAAGAUGCGGGCGACUUGGAAGAAGAUCAGCUGUACCAGCAGGAUAGCACAAUACAAGAAGUUGAAGAUGUGCUUCCUAUGGAAGUGGACACUAAAGCCAAAUCCAUACGCGCGAUAGCAAAACUUAGGGACUCAGAACAGUUAGCGAGAGUCAUGAAUGAGAUUAAAUCUCGAAGUGUUGCAGGUCGUAAAGAGGAAGUUAUGGGCCCUGUGGAAGCUGACCCCGAGUACCAGCUCAUCGUCGAAGCCAACAAUCUGGCCGUCGAAGUCACUAAUGAGAUAAAUAUUAUCCACAAGUUUACGCGCGACCACUAUUCGAAGCGGUUCCCCGAGCUGGAGUCCCUCGUGCCCGGAGCACUGGAAUACGUCUCGACUGUCAAGGAAUUGGGCAACGACUUGGACAAUGCCAAAAACAACGAGACGCUACAGCAGUUUCUGACGUCUGCAACGAUCAUGGUCGUCAGCGUUACUGCAUCCACCACCCAGGGGCAACUUCUGACACCUGCGGAGCUUGCAAUCAUCUUUGAGGCUUGCGAUAUGGCCUUAGAACUGAAUGACUUCAAGCAAGAGAUUUAUUCCUACGUGGAGUCACGCAUGUCUUUCAUUGCCCCAAACUUGUCCAUCAUCGUUGGAGCGUCCGUUGCAGCCAAGCUCAUGGGUGUUGCCGGAGGACUGACACCCUUGUCCAAGAUGCCAUCAUGCAACGUCCUCGUUCUCGGGUCUCAGAAACGGAGUCUUUCGGGGUUCUCGUCGACGGCAAUCCUGCCGCACACGGGCUUCAUCUAUUAUACGGAUAUCGUCCAGAAUACGCCACAGGACCUGAGACGCAAGGCUGCACGCCUGUUGGCAGGCAAGUGCGUGCUAGCAGCCCGAGUGGACAGCUUCCACGAGUCGGCUGACGGCACGGUGGGGAGGUCGCUCAAGGAGGAAGUUGAGCGCAAGCUCGACAAGCUCCAAGAACCUCCGCCGGUGAAGCAGGUGAAGCCUCUGCCUCCACCCAUUGACCAGAGUAGAAAGAAGAGAGGUGGCAGAAGGGUCCGCCGAAUGAAGGAGCGUUUUGCAGUCACCGAACUCCGCAAGCAGGCCAACCGUAUGACAUUUGGAGAGAUCGAAGAAGAUGCGUAUCAAGACGAUCUCGGCUUCAGCUCGGGCCACAUCGGCAAAGCAGGAACAGGACGCAUCCGUGCGGCUCAAGUGGACGAGAAGACGAAAGUGCGCAUCUCAAAGACACUGCAGAAAAACCUCCAAAGGCAACAGGUCUACGGUGGCAGCACAACAGUUCGCCGCCAGGUGUCUGGCACGGCAUCUAGUGUUGCCUUCACGCCACUCCAGGGCUUGGAAAUCGUCAACCCUCAUGCUGCAGAAAGCAAGGCAGCAGAUGCCAACAUCAAGUACUUUUCCAACACUGCUGGUUUUCUGAAGGUGCUGAAGAAAGAGUGAUGUUGUAUGUGCCGAGAAAUGAUGUAAUUAGUGUGCAUAUUACACGUAUCUUAACUGAAAUGCA
Ornithodoros turicata is the source of this 1709-nucleotide messenger RNA. It is a transcript of the gene Prp31, whose product is annotated as U4/U6 small nuclear ribonucleoprotein Prp31-like. The transcript has 14 exons. Bases 173 to 1645 code for a protein of 490 amino acids. The record is from RefSeq and is a predicted model, not a curated record. Lineage: Eukaryota; Metazoa; Arthropoda; Arachnida; Ixodida; Argasidae. Gene Ontology annotation, cellular component: U4/U6 x U5 tri-snRNP complex; U4 snRNP; precatalytic spliceosome. Gene Ontology annotation, biological process: spliceosomal tri-snRNP complex assembly; mRNA splicing, via spliceosome.